Messenger RNA from Hylaeus anthracinus, 3058 nucleotides. RefSeq lists its product as uncharacterized. The transcript is spliced from 10 exons. Gene Ontology annotation, molecular function: protein binding. NCBI's taxonomy places the organism in Eukaryota, Metazoa, Arthropoda, Insecta, Hymenoptera, Colletidae. Bases 260 to 1954 code for a protein of 564 amino acids. The record is from RefSeq and is a predicted model, not a curated record.
GACUGUAUUCUUCGUUUCCCAGAUUUUAGAUUAACGUUAACAUCGAAUACAUAAGUUGUAUCAGUAUUAUUGUAGAUUAGGACAUUCCAUACGAAACAGAUAAUUCAAUCGUUGUUUCUAAUAGAAGCAACACCGUAAUAAUUGUCUUCGUUAUCUAGGCAACGGAUAAACAGUAAUAUUAUCGAUUCGAGCUGGAAUUGUCGGAACAGUCGCGCCCAACUUCCAGAAACGACUUUGUCGCGUAUAAUUGUUUCACGUUAUGUCUGAUCUGGCGAAGAAUUUGUUAACGCAAUAUUAUGGGCUCAAUUCGGAAUCACCCAGCAAGAGGUUUUUGUCGAUUCAUAAAUCAAUCGAAGACGCGAAAAAUGAAGAGGAGAAGCAGGUUACCGAUCAAAUUUCUUUAACCACGAACAAGGAAAACGUCUCUGAAAAUGAAUCGCAGAACGACGAGGAUGGUCGAAAACUUAGCGUAGCGAGUGAAUCGUAUCGGAGGUCGUCGCGAAUUUUCGACGACAUUAAUGACGCCUACGAUUCCAAUGAAAAUUCAGACUCGAUUGAAAUUGAUCUCGGACAAAAUAUUUUAUGCGACGUUUGUGAAAAUGAACCUUCCACGAUACACGAAGAAUUAAGCAUUCUUACAGCCACCGAAAUAAAAGGAAAUUACUUGAAAGACACAACCAGAAGCGACUCGAGUCUAACAUUCGUCGAGGACACUUUCACUGAGAACGCCUCCGAGGUUUCUGGAUUAACGUUGAAGAAAUCACAAAGAUCCUCGAGAAUCGGUACGCCUCUUCCAGUCUCGAAAAAGGAGCCUAUCUGCAAUGAAACGUUUGCAGAUUUUUCCAACACUGAAAUAAAACAAUUCCCUAACGAAAUAUUGAACAGAUUCUCGCGAUUAAGGAUGCUGUACAUGGCAGACAACAACCUGACCGAACUCCCAAGCGAAGUUUUCACGUCUUUGAGAUACUUGGAAUGGCUGGAUCUCAGGAAUAAUCAACUUUCGUCGUUACCAAACAGUAUAGAGUCGCAUCAGUGUAUCGAAACGCUCCUUCUUCAGGGAAAUAAAUUCGAGGAAUUACCCUUGGAACUUUGUAAGCCUUAUUUGGAGUGCGAUUGUGUGCUCAAAAAUAAAAUUGUUCGACUUCCAUUUGUUUCAGGUACUCUGGCGAAGUUGAAAACUCUUCAGGUGGCACGGAAUCCUCUUGUAACACCGCCGAAAGAGAUUGUUGCUCUGGGCUGCAAAGAGAUUCUAAAAUUUUUGAGAACAAAGUGGAACGAUGCGCACCCUGAACGCCGAGUGGAGUUCAAGGAAAGCAAAAUCGAGCCCAAACUGUCGACGAUUCUAUGUUACCAGUCUCCUAAAAGAAGCAGGAAAAGAAUCUCGUCGAGCAAGAACACUGUUCGCGAUAGGAACGCGUCUACCAGAGACAAACGCAAGUCUUACAAGCCAAGUAACAGGUGUGAAAAUAAAGGUGCGAAUGCAUCAGCGGAAAAUCGCUUGUUAUGGUAUUCCAAGAUAAGAGAAUUAUUCGCCAGACAAUCAUCGAUAUUACAAAAAGUCAAGGACCAAAAUGUUAUGAAGGAAUGGAGGCGAGACAAAAGAAGCUUCAGCACAGCUAUGGAGAAGGCGAUGAAACGAAACGGAGAUGAUAUUCCCUUCGGUUUCGAUCCGGAAGAUUACGCUUCUAUAUUCAAGCGAAGAUCUAAAUCGGAAAAUCUACGCUUAGGAAAACGAGGGAAAAAGAAAUAUGAUCCACCAAAAAAUAUUAACAAAACGAUAAAAGAUCUGUCGGAAUCUCUGGAUCGGCUCGAAAUAAAAACCAUGGAUGAAAUAACGCCGAGAACAAAACAAAGCUUGCUGGAGAAUGAAAUAAAAAAGAUAUUACAAUUCCAAGCUGAAAUUGAAAAUUUGCGAAAAUACAAUGACGUUGCAACGGUGCCUCGCGAGAAUUGAAUUGCAGUACAAUAAUUCUCUUAUCGUUUCGAUUUCGACUACGCCAAAAAGUAUCAGUCUUGACAUGUUUAUUUAAAUAAAUCAGUAGUAAUCACAUAUCGUUCCAUAGUGUUUCAACUACACAUACAUUACUUACAAAUACACGACGAGAUAACUGGAAAUAUAAUUGUGCAUUGUAAGGUUUCAGACAUUUGAAUAACAUCGAAAGAAAGGUAUAUAUGUAUAGAAAGUUUAUCACUUUACAAAAAUGAUAUCCAUAAAACGAUUUAUAUUAACUCUCUAUAACCCAAAUUAUACGUGGUUUCUGACAAUAAAAUUCUAUUCUGUAUUCGUUUAACGAUGAUUACAACUUAAAUUAUAAAAUUAAAUUAUAUUUCGGUAGACUUUGAGAAAGUAGAUAACGAAUGUCUUUUGAGAGACUGGGUUAUAGAGAAUGAAUUGGACUUGUAAAAAUGUAUCGACGUACUUUCUGUGAAUAAAACGUUGUAAACAAAUAAUCUUUCGAGGAAUGAAUUAUAAAUUAAUAAAUCUGAAAAAGGACGGAAAAUAUCAAGAAGAAUGCUUUCCAGUCUUCCCGUCAACUUUUCUACUCGUUUGAUCGCCGUAAAAGCCAGAGUACAAAAAUCCUAGAAAGUGAUGAUUCGAAUGAAAAUAGAUUCGAACAACACGGAUGGCUUUCACGACGAUCGAACCUCACCGUUCUGUACAUGGCACUACAUCAAAUCCUAGUACAAUUCUAUCUCGUUCAGAAUCAAAGAAUCACGCCUAGGUCCGCGGCACGUCUGUUUUUUUUUUUAAUAGUACUGCUAAUAGGUAUAAGGCAAAUCUCCAAGAUCUCCAUUUUAACCCUUUGCAAUCGGAUGUAAGUUUGGUGAACUCUAUUCACGAUUGUACAGGAUUAAAAUUGUUCGAAAAUACACGGUUUCUCAAAACUUGAAGGAAAAAAGAAGGGAAGAAAGAGGAUGUAUGGAGACUGGUAACGGAAACGUAUGGCUCAGAGUGCAAAGGGUUAAUUUCUUCUUCCAUAUUUACGUGUGGGCGUGUUCUCUUCUUUUCAGCUCUGCAUGUUUGGUACACAGACGCAUAAAAUAUAAUACGGAUAAC